Molecule: messenger RNA, 18304 nt
Organism: Cinara cedri
Lineage: Eukaryota; Metazoa; Arthropoda; Insecta; Hemiptera; Aphididae
Source: the annotation of a GenBank genome assembly
CGUCCCGUUACGCGUGUGCCACAAACUCUCGCGCGCCACUAGGAUACUGGCGUGUUACACAGCGGUGAACGCGGUCGUCCGAUUUUCGGCCAGUACCCCACGUCGCCGGCAUUAUCGCACAGGACCGCGCGAUCGCAGCUAACCCGCAGUGACGUUAUUGUCGGUUUAUCGCCUAUUGUACAACCGCGAGCGACUGCGGGCCGAACGAUGCUCAUGAUGAACGAUUUUGGGUCGAUGGGCCCGAGCAACAUGAUGCCGCCGUCGUUCAACCCGGCGAUGUGCCAGGGUCUAUUCGAACACCAGAUGCCCAAGCCUCGGCUCGCGUUCAAAAUGCCCCGCGUCGUGCCCGACCAAAAGAACAAGUUCCAGACGGACGACCUGUUCAAACGGCUGAGCCGCGAGAGCGACGUGAGUACACGCGCGCGCAUGGUGCCUAUCGUUAUACGAAUAAUGUUACGGUGUGCGUUUAUGAUCGGACGGUGCCCGGGUAAAAGGGAAUAAGUCCGUUUGCGCAGUUUUUUUUUUUUUUUUGUUUUGUUUUUUUAACAAAUAUUCUCGUAGACGAUUAUAAUUCGCAUCGAUUGGCGUUAAAAAAAAAAAAAAAAAUUAACCAUAAAAUAUACAUGCAACAAUACAAUUCGUUUCGUUUUUUUGUAAUGCCGAUCCACGCGAAUCGUAAUAAUCUACAAGAAUAUUUAAAUCGUAUAAAUGAACUUAUUCCUUUUUACGCGGGCGCCCGAUUUAUUCGGGACCGUCUGUUUAUCGGCCGGCCGCGACGCGUCUUUGGAAAUCUGGCGGUUUUCCCGGCGGACCGGUCCAUAAUGUUAUCGCGAAAGCCGCGGCGGUUCACGGACGAAAAAAAAAUUGUAUCAUUACAAACGUCCCCGAACGGAAUCUAAAAUCGAAAAAGAGCGAGGCGAAUCGGCAAAACUCUUAACCUUUUUCUAUUUUUUUUUUAUUCUCCAGUUUUCACCAAAAAUACACGUGUUCGGGUGGUUUCCCGAAUCCGAAAAUGUGGUUUUCCUGAAAUUGGUCCGCUUGUGUGUCCGCGCAGUUUUAUUCUCGUGCGUUUUCGCACUUGCCGUUCUGUUUAAUCGUUUUGAGAUCCGAAACAUUUUUUCUUUUCACACACAAAUACGCCGUAGAGAAUUAUGAUCAGGUGUGCUUGGGUUAGAAAUAUGAAUGCUGAAUUAAAUAUCGACGCGCGAUAAUAUUGGGCAACGAUAGGUUUUUCGAAAAUUGAAAAAUACCUAUGCGCCGCAAACGGAUCUAAACACGCCCGCUACGAGAUAUUCGAAAUUGAUUAAAUACUUAUAAAAUUGGUUAAAUUUAUUUUCUUGCUGAAUUAUUAAAGAACCGCGGGGACGGCGUAGAUUGAAAUUUAGUUUUACAAUGAUUUCGAUUACUAAUACGGCGAUUUUGAUUGACAUCGCUGCGCGGGUCGUAUUUGCAGUGCAAUACUGGUUUUUUUUCAUUUUUCUCGACACGGCAUUCGACAAUUCCGCAUGUCCUCCGCACAAAUGUAACUGCAAACAAGCCAGUGCGUGCAUUUUCACUGUAAACCGGCGAACACGAUUAUAGUGUCGGUCGUGGAUCAGCAGGGUUAAUGCGAUGUACAUCGUUAUUUCUCGGAUCGGGCGACCCGAGGUACGCACGCGGGGACACGAAAACGAUUUCACGACAUUACAUGCAGCUAACCUGAUAUGCCUCUGGUAUAUUUGUCGGGCCAUAAUGUCAUGAUCGCGGUAUUUUAAAAAUCUACGGCGGCACAGUAAAAUUAUACGAAAUCGGCUGCACACCCACGGUCGCGGUCUCGGCGGUGUGACCGAUCGCGAAUUAUUUUUCGUUUCGUGCCGAAACCGGCCGUGUUCGCCGUUCAACGGUCCGCGCAUGUGACCUACCCACGCACCGGGGUUUCGGUUUGUUUCCCUCUCGUUUACAGCCGGACGCAUUUCGUAGUUAUUCGACAUUGUUAAUCGUACGAAUACUACUAGUAAACGGUGUCGUAUGAUAUAACCCACAUACGAUGUUAUAUUAUAGAGAUUUCUAGUUUAUUUUAUUUUAUUUUUUUAAUCCUAAACAAUUUUUUUUACAUCUCUAUAUAAUAUGGGUCUAUUUUAUAUUAUAUUAAUAAUAACUGUAAAAACUGACCGAGUUAUAUUUUAUUUCCUAACAUUAUUGUAUGGUAUAUUAUUAGAGUUUAGAAAAAAAAAAUAAUAUGUACGACCUACAGAUUUCAACGGCAGACCUGGUCAGAGGUCCGAUAAUAUGUCGAGUCAUUAAUCACAUAAUAGCCGACUAAGACCAUAUGUGGUCCAGUGGUCCCACGUGACACUUCCACGCACUAUAUAGUCGUAUCCCGAACAUAAUUUUACGACACCGACCGUAUAUUAGUGAUACAGUUUUACUGCACGUUUUGAGUUUUCCUGUUGGCACGUGUGCGUAGUAAUAAUAAUGAUAUUGCAGUGUUGAACUGUUAUACACAUGAAAUAAACGGUCGACAAAUAUGUAGUUUUGGCGGUUCGGGGGAAAGAAUAAAAGCGAUUCUUGAAAUUUAAUACGUAUUUAGCCGGUAUCUACGUACAAAGUUGGAAAAGUCACUGAAAAUGUCUGACUUGGGCAAUUUACGUUAUUAUCGAUACAAUUAGAUUUGAAAUUUUUGUUUUUAUAAAUUUACAACAUUUCCACUAUAGUAGCAAAAAUAUUUGAUAAUUUGAUACAAGGUUCGCCGUAAAUCGGCCGUUCACUGUUCUACUGUAAAAAUAUCGAAAACCCUCAGUUACGAUUUUCUUAUAAAUUUAAACAAAUUUCGUAUACAUUUCAAAUUUCGAUGAAAAUCAUAAAAAUCACGGCAUAAUGUCGCGUACUAUUUUCCGAUUUGUGUGAAUGCAAUUUUAUUGACCCGGCCAAAAACGUUCCACAAUUUUAGACGAAAACAUACGGAAAAAAUUGUAACUUUUAUGUUUAGUUACAAAUUAAUAAAACUUUCAAUUUAAGUUUAUCAAAACGUGAUUAACUGAAUUUCGUUUCGCGUCGUUUUUCGUUAGCAAUAAUAUUUUGUACAGACAUUCUGUAUACUACCUUUUCAACUUUCAACACAACAUUCCUCUAAGCGACGAUCAUGUAAAAAGCAUCAGUAAUGUACUGAUUGAUUUUUUUUUUAUGCUGCUAUAACCGUAGAAACCUGGUAGUUCAAACUAAAUUAUUGAAUCAAAUUUAUUGCAAACACUAGUAACGAUCACUGAUUUUUACUAAAGACUUUUUGUUCAAAAUAAUAAUAAUAAUAAUACUUAUUAGUUAUUAGUUUAUAAAAAAUAAUAAUAAUAGUAUAAAUCAUAAAGUUCAUAAAUCUUAUGACUAUCGAUUUUUAAAAAUAAUAGAUACCUAUAACACUAUCGAAAACCAAACAAAUAAUAUUUCAGGUUUCCAAAACUACGCCCGUUAGUUAUUAUUAGCUAUAGCCCCCCUUAGCCCCCAUUGGUUACGUUUCUGCACGCAUAGUAAUAUAAUAUAUUUCUAUAGUAGUUUAUUGCAAUACAGGGUGUCCCACGAAGAUAUACCUUUUGCAAUAUCGUCUGAGAUAAUAAAGAUAAUUAAAUUCUCUAUUUAAAAAAAAAAAAAAAUCGAAUUUGAUUAUCUUUAUAAUCUCCGGAGAGAUUGCAGCGGACAUAUCUUCGCAGGACAACUCCUAUGUACUUACAGCGUUAACGACUAAACCAUAAGUAAUACGCGAAUUCGAACGGUUAAUUAAUUUCAACACAAUACUAAUUCAAAUAUACACAUUUUCGUUUUAGGUGAGGUACACCAGCUACAGAGACAGACCGCACGAAGAGCGACAAAACCGUUUUCAAAUGGGUUGUCGGGAAGGGCACGUAGACAUUGUGAGUAGCAAAAUCGAUUCGCUAUUAUUAUGUUAAAAGCAAAUUUAUCGUACUUUUAUUAUAUACAUACAGGCUUUCGCCACUACGGGAACUAAUUUGCAACUCAUGUUUACUCCGAAUAUGCCGUCGAUGGCUUCUUAUCAUCAUCACCAGCCUACAAUUGGUUAUUGUGAUUUCGAAAAAGAACAAGGAAUGGUAAGAUUAUAGUUUUCAUUGCAGUUGUCGUUAGUUGUUAUAAUUAUUUUUUAGUUAACGCGUUAUUGUUCGCCAAUAACGUCAACACUAAACCGCGGAAAAAAUCGUAUAAUAUAAAUAUAACUUCAAACGUAUCCAUCUCUGCAGUCUUGUCAAACAAAACCUCUAAAAUAUGCAUGCACAAAUUAAUCAUUAUUUAUCAGGGUUUUUGCACCGUGAUUUCCGAUUUGUAUUUUAAAGUGGUUCUCGCUAAAAUAAUACAAUGCCGUCGAGUAUUGACAAAAUUAAUGUUAUAGUUGUUAAUACGCGUUGCCCCGUGUGAAUUCGGGAAAAAAAAAGGUUUACUUAUUUCCGCACGCGUAUACUUUAACAAUAAUAACACCUAGAUCAUAUUAUGAAAAAAUAAAGUAUACAAUUACAAAAUGUGAGAUUCGGUACUCGAUCCAAGCGUCGCGACCGAAUACGAUGUUCACGUUGAUUAUUAUUUUUAAAACGUAAUAAUGUGGCGCCCUUCGUUAUGUUAUUAUCGCGUAACAUACUAAUCAUAAUCCAAAUUUGUAUACAAAAUAUUAUUACAAUUGUUGAUGUUAUAAUAUUGGAACACCGACUAUGGAAUAUCAAUAAAAUGUUGUUUUGUGAGUUGGUUAAUGCAUCGUGUUUGUAUUACUUCUAUUAUCCGCAGUAUUUUAAAUAACGUAAAUUGAGUUGAUUAAUGAUUUGUACAAGAGAAACGUCCGAAUGUAAACCAUCCGAACAUUAAUAGAGAUUUAGUAGGGAUGAUAAUCCGUUUGACUUUUUAAUUUUUACAAAUUCUAUAGUUUUGUACAUUUGCAUUUGAUAAUCAUUAGCAGUAUGUUAUAUGAUACACACCUAUUAAUUAUUUAAAAUAAAAGGUAGUUACUAGAGUAUUUAGAAAACGCGCGCGCGAAUAAAUAAUAUUCGUACAUUCAUUAUGAGAAUAACGGAAAGAUUUUCAUUUUAUAUUUUUUUAAAAUUCCGUUCGUUAUUACAAUAAUAAAAUAUACAUAUAUAUAUAUAUAUAUGUGUAUCAUUGAAACUCUGUAAACAAAAUGGCGUCUUUUAUAAUCCCUCCCCUCUUCUCUAUAAUAACCCUCGUUUUCGAAAGCGUAGUGCGUAUUGAUCCGUUUUCCCCCUUUUCAAACUCUAUACUACUGCGACAGUGCAUUACAGUCUUUCGGCGAACUGUUCUUUCUAUGCGAAAAAACAAAUUAAAUUAAACGAAAUACAGAGCUCCGUCACUAGAAUCGAAUUUUUCCCCGGUUGACUUGACGCCGUUACAAUAUAUAUAUUUUUUUUAUAUAUAAUUGAUUUAAAUUAUGGUCGCCAACUUUGUAUUAUAUUUUAGUCUGUAUGGGUACUUAAAACCCUGCAAUUUCUGUAAAAACAUGAAACUUAACCAUAAAAAUAGCUGUGGAAGGGGUUGAGAGUCAAAACCCUAAAAUUACAUAAUAUCCUUAAUACGUACACCAUGCAUAUACAACAUUUAACCCUCCGAAAUUUAAUUUGAGGGUAGGGUCUGUAAGUAUGUAAAAAGCUAAAUAAACACCCCCUCUCGCAACAACAUGAUUAAAUUCUUAUUAGAAUUUAACCGAAAUCGCACACUUCAAACCGCCUAUAAAACAACUCUAAUUUUCGAGUUUGAGCUAAAUUGGUCCUGGGAGUGUUGCUAAAAGUGUCUAAAAAUUGCAGGGGAAAUAUAAAAAAAACACAAUAUAUGGGUAAUUUAUCAAGGAAAAUUUUACAAAAACAUAAUUACUAUCACAUUAUUUAAAAUAAAUUCAUGACGUACUGAUGAUUUAUUUUUACUAUAUUUUAUUUCAUAUCAUAGGUCUAGGUUUUUAUAGGUAAUAAUAUUUCAUUUAAUAUAUCAUAUACCUGUAGGUAUACUAGCUAUCUCGCAUAGUGUUGACCGAACACAAUUCAAUCGAACAAAAAAAAAGAAAAAGAAAGACGAUAUUGAGGAAGAUGACUCUAACAGAUGCCACUGUUGUGUAGGUGUGAAGUUGAAGAGAUGGGAUACAUAGAGUAAUUUAAUUGAAGUAAAAUCAACAAAAAAACAUUUUUCUUUCCUAAAAUACCAACAUUUCCGUUAGACACCGUUUAAGGGUUGAAUCAGUGGCGUGUCCAGGAAUUCACAAUGGGAGGGGACAUAGCGAAUAAGAAUCAUGAAUAAAUCGUAAAAUCGUAUUCUCAACUCAACUCGAUUAAAUAGGAAUUCACUUCUUUCGUAACCUGACUGUCAUUUCGAUAUUAGAUUACUGAUAUUUUUUUGUAUUUUUAAGCCAAUGGAGAAGGGGGGUAUACGUAUAACCAUUAACAUCCCCCUGCACGCCACUGGAUUGAAUUACAGAAAUCCGGCUUCGCGGUGCACACGGACUCGUUCGUCCGGUUACUGUAUAGAACAAACCUCAGACACAGACAUUUCAUGUUAAUAUAGUGACAAAGAUAUUUUCUAUAAGAUACCUAAUAAGUAAUGUUAUUGCUGUUUCUAUGAAUUAAAAAAAAAUGUUUACAUUUUUCGAAGAAAUCAGUGUUAAUAAGCGUAUAUAUGUUUGCAGUUUGAUUGAAUAAUUAAAUUUAUAUAAACGAACUGCAGCUAGUUUUUACGUUAGUGACAUCCAGUGAAGCAUGUAUGCAUUUUUGGGUGGAUGGUUAUGCUUAUUAUAAUAAUUUUCCGGCGAGGGGAAUUUAAUAGAAUUCUAUUUUUUUUCAAAUUUUUUUUUACUACCCUUUUCUCUACAAUAACUAUAACUAAACUUUUACAAGUUAGAAACGCCGAGUGUAUAGGCAUAUAAGUUGUCCAGCUUUGCUCGACCGUGUAUUAUUAUAUGCCUAUAGUUAUUACAAUUAUCGCAGCGCGUGUUAUAGUAUAACUACGUGUCGUGUAACUAUACGGCUAUACCCUCGACGUUAUUACUAUUGUUAUACAGAUGUAUAAUUGAAAUUACCCGUGAAAAAGGUGUACCUACCUAUACCUGGCCGUUUAUAACAUACGUUUCUUUUUAUAUACGCACGUUUUUGACAGGCCUGACAAAUUCACUCUGAAGAGCUGACAAUACAACAUAAUAAUAAUAAUAGUACCCACCUAUGCCUAUACGCGGGGUUUCGAUUUCAGAUGUUUAUACGUGUAUACAUCUUCUCAUUUUUUUUUCCUACCCCCUCGUGAUGCAGUACACUCCGGAGGCGGCUUAAGUGUACACUCGUAUAAGUAUUUAUAUACAUAUAUACAUACUUGUUAUAUUGUUGCGACGGACCCGGUGAUGUUGCAGUAUAUAAAGCCAUUUUUUUUUUUUUUUAGUCUACUGGACACCGUAAAAAACACAUUUAUGCGUGUGUAAAAAAAAAAAAAAAAAAAAUGACCGUAUUAUAUAUAGCUGAUGUACAUAACUACGUAUACCGAUAGAAUUUGCACGCUGCAUUUAACAUAUGUUAAAUCAUUUUGUUUAGGUAUGAAAUAUACCCUACUGAUACAUGAAAAAAAAAAUUUUUUUUCAGAAGAUUUACAAUACAGCUAACUAUUUCACGUAUUCACGUAUUUUUGCACGGCUAAAACAUUUUUAAUCCACAUUAAACCAUUUAAAAUCUAAAAAUACUCUAAAUUAUCAAAUGCAUAAUAUACAUAACUCAAAAAUCAGAAUGAUUUGAUUAUUUUACCAUAUCUGAAAAAGCUAAUAUGAGUGACGAUAAAGCGUUGCAAACAAAAAACGAUUCUAAGCGGGGUUUUCGGAAAAAUUUUUUUUCAGUAAAUUUUAUUGAUUCGUAACUACAUAAUAAAUUAGACAGUUAUUCAUAUUUUUAAAAAACUUUAACAGACAUUCGAAUUUAAAACACUGAUAAAAUUACAACGUUUUUGAUCUACAUAAAACAAAAAGUAAAAAAAAAAGAUCUGAUACUGGGGACAGAUGCGGCCACUGUUAUAGACGGGCAGUUGGAAUACAUACAUUUAUUUUAUUUAUUCCUGUAAGCAACGAUAAACCAUGGCUAAUGAAAAACUAAUCUGAGCUAAGUUUAUAAGCAAAUAAAAGCAAUAAUAAAAAAAAAACCAUGCGUGUUUUCACAACGAAUGUUUGAAAAAAAAUGUAAAGAUCAAAAUAAUAAAAACUUUAUAAUAACAAAAAUAAAUAAAAACGGUUGCCAAUGACAACCUUAAUAAGCUUUGAACAGAUUUGAAAAGUAAAAUAUCGCAGUAUAAUUUAUUUUCGAACUCAACGGUCGACAAAUGAAAUGACCGCCGUCGUAAUCGUUGUACAGUACGUUAGGUAUAGUUAAACGUUUCCCCUAAUUAUGUUUUAUUAUUAUGUUAAUAUUAAUAUUCGAUUACGCCUUUUCGGUCCGUUGGCAGCGGUCAUUCGCCGAUUAUUAGUCGUGUCCGUCAUGAAGUUCCGAUUUACGUGCGAACGCGUGUGUUACGUAGGUAGGUACUGUUAUUAUUGUGAUUAUAUUUUAACAAUCGAAAUACCGGUAAACAAGUAUAUGUACAUGAAGAAAAAAAAAAUCACAUUCCCUCCGAAAUCGCAUUCAUUCACACGCCCAUCAGAAACGGUAACAAUUCGAUUAAAAAAUACACGUCGCGCGCGGUGUGCGCGGAAGAACUUCUCAGCUGGAGGUAAAAAAAAAAAAAAAAGGAGAGAAAAAAAAAACAAAAUUACAUUAUUAUUUGUACCCCAUUUAUUUACAUCACAACCCCGACUGAGGACUUGUGCAGUGUACCUUUUGCAGGCCAACACUCCCUUUAAACAUUAGUGACGUUUUGUUAGCGCAUUAGCAACUCUUUGACUAUAUCACAGCUUGAUGCCAAAAAAUGUUUUUAUUUUUCGUUUCGACACCUUUAUAUACGCGCACUUGCAAAAAUUCCCGAUUUUUCAAUUAUUCAAUUUUUUUUUCCGCUCUGCUCACGACCCUUGUUGAUAAGUUUAUUAAGAGACAUCUGUCUGCAGUUCGCCUAAAGCUGAUUUUACCACCCACCGUCAGAGGCGUAAACUGCAUUUAACCCUUUACACGUCCAAUGAUAAUUAACGACCCUUGACGCUGUAUAAAUGUACUGUUUAUAUAAUAUCUGUACGUGAAAAAAAAAACGCGAUUAUAAUCGCGUUCACAUACAAUUCUCUGUGUUUUGAUUAUAAAUCCAGUGUAAAAUGAAUAAAAUCGCAUUAGAAUAUUCUGUUUUUGGGUUUUAUUUGAUUCUAAAAAUGUCUCGAAGCCCGUCGCAAUUAAAAUUCUACGGCUCCCGUAUAUAUUGCAGGGUUCCUGACCGAACCUAACCAUCUUGAUUACUUUCUAAACCGAUCAUUUUUCUUCAAGACUACCGACACUCGGCAAUGGUCUUACGAUUAAUUACUAUUACAGUUUAGCGGUGGCUCGCCAGAUGAGGCUAUAGUAAAGCGUCGCCUCGUCUAAAACGUUUUGUUUACAAAUAAACAAAUCCACUUAAUUUUUUAUUGUUGCCAUAAUACCGUGUUUCGAAAUUGUAAUCGAUUUCCUUCGGGAAAUAUAAUUAGUCCGAUCGGUUUCAGAAAAAUGUGUAGGCGUACCGGCUGCGUCCGAGUUCCGUCUCAAAUAUACAAUUUCGUAUUUAAGCACACACUAGUCCCGUCCCGGGUAUCUAAAAUGGAUAUACCAAUUUCGUUCCGUGUUAUUUAUUUAGUUAGACAAGUUACGUCCCGUGUAAUUUAUUUAGUCACACGAGUUCCGUCCCUUUUUACAUUUUCUACGCUAUGUAUAAAUAUAGUAUACAAUUUACGACCACGGUCACAAUUUUUUAUAUUAUUUAGAAAUAAAGAUAAUAUCGCUUUCAGUUAUCGCACUAAAUAAUCGAAUUUAUAUACAUUAAUAUUUUAAUAUUAUUUGAAUUUUAACUGUAUUUUACCAUUGAUAAGAAAAAUGUCUGUUUGAAUUAUUAUUUUUUAUAUCAUACAAAUUUAAUUCAAUAACAAAUUUUUAUUUAAGAAAGUAUAUGCUACGUUUGGAAUUUUUUUUUAUUCAACAUUUAUGUAUUUUAAAAAUUAUAAGAAUAUUUUUAAUCGGGACGGAACUGAUAUCAUACAUUUUUUUUCACCCGGAAUUGGUAUAAAAAAAGGUUAUUUGAACGAAACUCAGAUGCAGCCGGUAUGCCUACUGAAUAUUUUCAAAUUUUCAAAAUAAUUACCCGUAUAAAUUGAAGCCUAAAAUCAACAAAUAAUCACCGACGAUAACAGCACAUAGUUUUCUAUUUCUGAUAGUAUACUCGUAUAUUAUAUUAACACCUUGUAAUUUUCAAACUGUUUACUUUGCUACUUACAAAUUUCAGCCGUAAUUGAUAAUAAUUUCAGUUGCGCUGCGUACUCGAUAAUAUUCGUGUUUUUUUUUUCGCGUGAACAGACAGCCGACCGCGUCCGCGUCAAUGAAUUUCCGUUUCGAUAAUAUCAUAUAGAUUUGAAAUAUUAUUUUUGUACCCUGUAUACCUUAUAUCUUAUUAUUGUUGAAACCGAUACGGACAACAAUAUAAUAUCCGACUAGAGUGCGGACGACGGCGUCUGCGCGACACGAUGGACAUUCGCACGCACGUUUUUAGGUUGUUUUUUUUUUUUUUUGUGCUCUCGACACCCGACGUAUACGUAUAAUAAUAAUAAUAAUAAUUAUUUUUUUUUUUUAUGCACGGCCUGGACAUACGAUCCGACGCGGUGACGGGGCAAAACCGCAUUCCUCCGGUUCGCGGUGUAAUAUCGACGGCCGACAAUAUCGAAUUUACGUGUCAGAUUUCGUACUUUAUAUUGUUAUAAUAUUAUUAUGUGACGACGUGAUAGACCGGUCGAGAUAGCGUUUAUUCGAGACCGCGUGUCCGGACGUCCAUACCGAUUUCGGGUAUUGGACGUCGCGCGACAAUAUUAUUUUAUUCUAUUAUAUCGACGGGAAAAAUUCUUAAGAGGAGACUAUAGAUCAACUGAAAAUGGAAGGACGUUGCCGAGAACUAACUGAACCUAACUGAACUUUCGGGAGACGAAACUUCCAACACACACACACACUCACACGCACAUAUACACACAUAUUUUGUUCGUAAAAAUGUUCUAUUAAACCCGAAAACCCUAAGUAAAAACAUAAAGUAAAACAGAGUAUGCAGCAAUCUAAUAUAGGUAGAUUUUCAAUAGAAACAAUUCGAGUUUUAGAUUCUGAGUGGAUCGAAGAAGCUUAUGGAUGUUUUUUUUUUUCUGUCGACAACUAUUCUACCAGAAAUCUUGCUCCGAUUUACAAGUGUAGCACUGUUUCUGGAAGGAAAAUCUAAUUGAGGAGAUACUUUUGAGAAGUCAUUUUUUGAUUUUCCCGAUAAAUUAGUAAAACUGAGAAAAACAGAGGAAAAACGGGAAAAUGUACGAAAUGUAUAAAUAAAUAUUAAUUAAUUAACUAAUAAAUAUUUCGGCCUAUUUUUUUCCUGCGAACAACUUUUUUGCCAGCGAUUUCUUCCCGAUUAACAAUGAUAGCACUUUUUCUAAAAGAAAAUCCGAAUGGGGAGGUUCUUUUAGAAAGUAAUUUUUGAAUUUUUUUAGAGGUUUUCCCAAUAAAUGGGAAAACCGGGAAAAACGUAGGAAAAACGGGAAAAUAGGUACAAUAUUAAAAAUAUAUUAUUAAAGAACAUAUAUAAUGCAUAAGUAAUUGAUAAUUAUUUUAACAUAAUAUGACAUGUAUAUUGUUGACACAGCAACACUAUCAACUGAACUCCGCUCAGAAUCGUUUAUUCGUUGGCAAUGGUUUAUCGUUGCUUAUAGAUAGGUAUAUACAUUAAAUUUUCCCUCUAAUAGCUUUCCAACUUCUCACCUACAACAGUGGAGUGCUGAGUCGCCCAGCUUUAUUUAAAAUUUCAUUAAAAACUUCAGAGUGUGAUGACAGCGACAUCCUCCUGGAUAUCGAAUUAAAUGGUACUGAUAAUAAUUUUACUCCGUCCUUCUAUACUCCAGCGAUAUUAAUUCUCGUGUACCCGGAGUACGACGAGACGCAACACGACAGCGCGCUCGCACACCACUGUUAUAUCAUAAUAUUGUAAGCGACACACACGAUUUCAGACGGUAGACAUCCUCCCUGUUUAGUCAAGGGUAUCAUCCCUGUUUAAAGGAUACUUUUGGGUGGUCCGUUCCCGUUACUGUAGGUACAAUACAAUAUCAUUACUUCCGUAACGCUGACCAUUAUUAUAACAUUACAUUAUAUUGUGUACGAGCAUUAAAAUAUAAUAAUAUUGUAUGCAGGGAGAUUCUUUUAUCGCGAACUGGCCAACGUUUAGAGUAUAUAGGUACCAGCCUAUUAUCUAUAAAUGUGCAUGUAUUAUACAGGGUUUGCAGAUUUUCCAUGUUACAGUCAAAUGUUGCGUGAAAUACUUAUUUUUUCAAUGAUGUUAUUGUCCUUAUUUUGUUUCGAUUUUUUUCGUAGAUGAAACCAUUUUUGAUUUUCAAUCGGCAACCUAUUUUUAAAAUUGCAUAACAGUCCAACAAUUUCCAUUAACCCGUUGACGAGAUAUUCCACUUUUAAAAGUGGAAUAGUAGAGUACUGAUCAAACGUCGCACACCGUGCCGCUACACAAAUUAUGCUCCACUUACUCUCCUCUUACAAAAAUUUAAAAGUUAAAAAUAUCAACACCAAAAUGUAUAUUUAAACUGAUAUUUCAUCUACUUAUGGGACUCGUAAUAUAUAGAUUCAUAUUUGAAAAUCCAAAGUGAAUAGUGGUCCACUCUCAAAAAUAAGGAUGAAAAAAUAAGAAAAAUGUAAUACGUUAUAAUAUUAUCUGAUUCCAAAAGGUUUUUACCCCGAGUCGUUUUUCAGUAUUUCAUAGAAUCUUUGGCUGCAACAUGAAAUUCAUGCGAAACCCUGUUAAUUUUGUUUAUUAUUUUUUAUUAAUCCAGACACAACAUUAAUGUAUUAUAUCAUCUUCUCAUUCUCGUGUCCGUCGCAGGAAAAAUUAGUCGUGGAAAAACAGUUAGAUCGAUUAGAAGAGUUGGCUGGUGGUCAACACCGCCGUUCCAGGGGCGCUCGAUUGUUGUUUGUAAAAUAAUAAUACACGCGGUUUGUGAAUGCACUGUUUUUGGCCCCAACAUUACAUUGUUACAGAAUAGUUUCAUGUCGUAGUAAAUACAAUAUUUUCAAAAUCGUAUUUAUAGAUAUUAUAUCGAAAAAACACGUCGACAAACCCGAAUAGCUAUAACGCGCAGGGAGAAAAGAUAAAUUUUGGACCGCCGUCAUUUGGGAUAGGAAGACGUGGUGUACAGUGCCGAUAAAGACGUGGUAUAUUUAAAUGGACGGUCAGACUAGAAAUUAUGAACAUAAGUUUAAGCAUAACGAGGAACAUCCGGAUCGGAAUAUUACGCGUUUAUUAUAGACAGUGGCGUGUGAAACAUUUUUUUUUUUUUAAAUUUGUGCGUAGGCCCGGCAAAUGUCCAUACCAUUACCAUCGCCAGUACCACCCGUCCUGUGAAAAAUAAAUCGUGAUUAUUAAUUAUUACUUCUGACCCACUGUUCUACGGUUGCUGUGGUUCAAUCAAAUCCAGGAGAGAAAAAAAAAAAACGUUUUCGCCUCGACGCUAUAUUGAUACACUUAUGCGUUUCGAGAUGACGAUGGGAAAAAAAAAAAAAAAAAAAAAAUAUUACGAGUUUUUUUUUUUUUUUUUCUAGGUCGUUGAACAAACAUUAUAUUUUAUAUUUUUUGUCACAGACGACGCGGUUUAUCGUUUACAAUAUUAUUGACGCGGUGCAGCGCGCGGUCGCGCGUUCGAUAACAAAGUGAUACAGUUUCGCCGAUUUCGCGGAUUCGACACGGCACCGUCGCCGGGCGUUUCGUGUGUGCCUACCUAUGUUAUUAUAAUAACACACGCGGACACGGCACGCAGUCGUGUGGCAAACGCGUAUCAAAUCGUCGUGUACAUAUGUAUCAUCAUCGUCAUUAUUAUUGUCACUAUACCCGUGUGCGUAGAAAGGGUUUUAUUACGUGUACCGGUGGCGGGCGAACGCCCAAUGUCCAAACCCUUUUUUUUUUGUUAUUAUUAUUCGUGUCCAUUGUUGUUCACGCGUCCUUUUUUUUUUUUUUUUCCUACUUCGUCCCGGUAUGUAAUAAUUCACGUGUACGCGAUGCGCUUAUUACACUACACAUUAUAUUAUUUAUAUUAUAUUAUAUACGUAUGUUGACGAACCGUUUGUCGGAGGCGCGAGUCUGCAUUAUAUAGGUGUAUCGUAUACGUUAUUACACGGGGUCGUGACUAAAACCGCAUUGCCGACGAUCGAUCGACGCGCUAUCGUAAAUCGUAUUCGUUGCACGGUACACCCGAGAUACGGGAUAAUGGCGCGAGCCGCGAUAAAAAUUAUCGCGUUCGAUAUAAAAUACACCCUGAACAACGUGCAUGUACGGUUGUACAUAAUUUAGGUUUGCGUACGAACGUACAACUGGUUCGUGCACGGUGACGUGCGAAAAGGGGGGAGGGGGUGUACUACCCCUUAAUGUGACAUCCGCCCUCCGUCGGCUUAAAAACACAACAACUAUUGUGGGUGUUUAUUUAGAAGAAUUGCAUCUUAUUGAAGUCGUACAGUUUAGCCAAAUCACGAGGGAAAAAACUUGAUAAGUUGAAUAGAAAUCAAUUCUAUCGGAUCCGGUUUUUAAAUUCUCAUCGUCCAGAUAAGUUUGACAGAAGUUGUUUUUUACGGUUUGUUCACGAACAAUGAUUAUUAUUAACCGCAUGCCCUCCCGUUGAACAUUCCCGGACUCGCGCACACAGACUUGUAGGUACAUAUAACAAUGGACAAUAUCUUUUUAAUUUCUACACUCUUUUAGAAAACAUUUGAAAGAUCCGCGUUACGAUGUGAUCACACUGUUAUAACCAAUAUCCGAUAAACCGUUGAGGUGGGAGAUAUAUAUUUUUUAAAUUUAUUUUAAUGCGUACAAUCUAUAAAAACCGUUGUAUUAUAGGAAUGUUUGAGGUUUUAUAUUACAUUCUAGGGCGAUAUUCAAUUUGUAGAUUGUGCCAUAACGUAUUAUCACGCAUAAACACCUUAAAAAGAGUUCGAUUUUCGAAAUAUUUUUUUGAAAGAAUGUUCGAUUUUCCCUAAAAUCGAAAUCGAAAUCGAAUAACCGUUUGGGCGGUUCGGACGGGUAAUCUUUCGGAUGGGAAAACGUACGGGCACGUUCAGGUUUUUCUACACCGACGGAAUUGUCCCGCUAAACGGGCGUGAAAAACCCGUGCGGGCCGUGAGUGAGAACACGGAUCCGCCGAAGAACGAUCAAGGACGGCGACGUGUUUUCAGCUCCCCGACGACCCCCGCCCCCCCACCCCCACCGCGCCGCAACCGACCGAAUACGUCGCCGGCCGCGCCUGCGUACCGCGCACGGGCGCCCGCGGGGCGUCGCGCAGCACUCUCGAGGCGCGUUUUUCUCCGAUUUCCGGCAGGACGGUCGGCGGGCGGUUCGUCGUGCGCGACAAAACGGCCGUUCGCGUCCGCGCGACAGCGGACGGCGUCACACGGUCGCCGCUCGUUUUACCGGGAUCGGUCCCGGGAAAAGGGUUUUAAGCGUUCGCGGACCGCGCGUCCCGUGCGCCGUGCGGACGUUACCGCUUCGUACACGCAGUGCGCCCACCCCGUACGCAACGCGUCCCGCUCGCGUUAUACCGACGGACGUCGCGCAACGUCGGUGUUUGUUUAUGUGUUCGGCCGGGUAUCUCUGCACGGUGCGUUGCGCGCCCCGCGGCUCUCCGACCGAAAUAUUACGACCCGCGGGAUGUUGCGUGCGGCGUAAACACCGCGCUGGUCGGCACGCACCCGUGGGCAGACGGCGGCGUAAUAUUUCAUACGUAACACAAACGAAAUUGUUCGUUACGCGUAAAUCGGAUCCCGCGGAGGUGCGCGGACGGUACGCGCGUGCGCAUCCGCGCAGGUAGUGUUAUAAUGCACGGGGAUUAUUUUUGGAACUCGACGUGAUUUAUGUACACGCGUUCGUUUUUCCUCCCAUCGCGAUGCCCGUGAAAUACCCAGCCAUUCGCGCGGAGAACUGUUUCCGUUUAUUUGUACACCGUACAACGGCACCGUGUAAAACAGGUACCCGCCGACGAGAACCGACUCGCACGAUACGGGCGCACCGCUGACGUCCCGGUGUUUCGUACGCGCGCGCGGCGGCGUCGGCCAUUGUGUUGCGACACGGCCGUUCGUAAGUGGCGGCGCAGUGGCGAACGUCCACUGUCCGCCGUCGAGUGUACACGCCGUGUAAAAUAUAAGCCGAACAAUCGCAUUCGUGCAUCUCGAAAACAUCCCGAGUAAAUUCAGUAUCGUUUUAAUUUAUCACUCGGCACUAAAACCGGACUGCUGAGACGUUACGUGUUUGCGACUGUCUCAUUGUGAUACGAAGCUGAAAUAUUUGAACUUGCAGCGUUUCCUUAUUUUUUUUUUUUUUUUUUUUAUGCCGUGUUACAAUCAGUUCAAAUACGAAUUUUUUUUCUUUUAUAGCGUUAGUUUUAAUAUAAAUUGCUUUUUACCAGUAUUUCCAUGCCUUUUUCCAUAUUUUAUACUUUGUGUUCACAUCAGCUCCUGACGGAAACCCAAGUUUAUUCUCCCGCGAUUUUUAAAUAAUUUCGCAUUAGUAUUUGUUUGGUAGUGUAGUUUUAAAAAACUUCAAGAAUUCUAAUAUGCAAUUUGAAAGGGCACCUAUUUUAUUUUUUUGUUUAUUGUCGUACUUUUUUUUUUUUUUGCUUUUCAAAAUAUUUAAUGAUUUAUUUCAUUGCCAAGAGGGUGGAUUAAACUUUUUUGUCGAUUUUAAGUGUUCUAAGUCUAGAACUUUAAUUAUACGUAUGUAUGUUGCUCUCCUCCCACUUCUUUGGCACACUUUUAGCUGCUCUUUCUGGACUAAAUGAGCUCAAACUCGGGCACCAAGUUAUUUUGUAUAGGCGGAUUGAAUUUAAAAAGAUGUCCAUGUCACCCAAUGACCUAUGAACACAUUUAUGUUUAGUUACCUAUACCUAUAAUUAUAAUAAUGUUUUAUCGAUUCUUUUACAGGUGCACAUUUUGUCGCCGUUUAUAAUGAACGGAGUGUGCGUGCAGUGGAAAGGUCGUAUUAAUUUAGAAAAGUUGGACGGCAUCGGGUGUUUGGAAUUUGACGAAGAACGAGCGAUGGUACGUCAUUAUCGGUUAUAAUAAUAAUAAUAUAAUUUUUUUUAAAACACACAGAGGAUCUUCCCAUCUCAGUUCUUGCAGUGGCGUAGCUAGAAAAAUGUAUUAUUAUUAUUAUUUUUUUUUUUUUGUUUGGCGUGGGAUAAUUUUGCAAUUCCAUCAUUCACUCGGACGUCGACUGUCCAUUAAUUACUGAAACGUUAAAAUAUUGAAAAAUCUUGUUUUAUACGGUACGGUAAACCACAUUUAAUUACCUAAUUCAAAUUGUGUCUGAUAAAUAUUUAUACUUUUAUAUACAUUUAAAACGUACUUUUCGAGGGCCCCCCCCCUCUUUCCCGCCGAAAGAGGACAUAACCUCCUGUUUUUUUUUCUGGCUACACCACAUCCUGCAGGCGUACGAGUUCAACGGAAAUGGCCUAGAAACCUACUUCCGUGGAUUUUUUUUUUUUUUUCGAAAAUACAAAUGUCUAUUAAAUUUCUAUAUUAUAAUCAGGCGGGCGGGCAGUUAGUUAUUGCCAACUGGCUGGCUAUCAUAAACGUGUGUUAAACACAUACUAAAUAUUUUUAUUUUUAUUUUUAUUAACGAUGCGUAAAAACGAAUCGUUUAUUUAUUGUUGUUUUAUCGGUCGUUGGUGUUAUUGUGUAGAUCGAACAUCAGAUAUUGCAAGAACAAAUCGAAAGGUAUAACAACCGCAUCAAAGACCACCAGGAUAAACCGCGAGCGUACAGACAUCAUCAAGAACGCGUUAACAUCCCCGAAAUGGACGUCAACAAGAGAUUCAAUAAUAAUUUUUAACCCGUUGUUUAUUUCUUUAUUUAUUUAUUCCUUUUUGUUUUCUUCCUUUGUUUUAUUAUUAUUAUUAUUAUUAUUAUUACUUAUUAUUAUUAUUGUCUUUAAAUUAGGUACUGUAUUCGUUGGCAUUGUAGCAUAUAACUAUUACCGAGAAAUAAUUAUUCUAGACUUUUAGAGCCGUGCAGUACGAAAUACACGCACUUAUACCUAUCCAAAUUUAAUUUUGUAGUUACACGCGAUUUCGUGGUUUUAUUUGUUUGUCAAUAAAAUGAACGUAGUGUGAAAUACAAAAUGAUUAUUAAUUUAUUCG